Messenger RNA from Xiphias gladius (swordfish), 3252 nucleotides. It is a transcript of the gene grid1a, whose product is annotated as glutamate receptor, ionotropic, delta 1a. Gene Ontology annotation, molecular function: glutamate-gated receptor activity; transmitter-gated monoatomic ion channel activity involved in regulation of postsynaptic membrane potential. Gene Ontology annotation, biological process: monoatomic ion transport; synaptic transmission, glutamatergic; modulation of chemical synaptic transmission. Bases 26 to 3073 code for a protein of 1015 amino acids. Lineage: Eukaryota; Metazoa; Chordata; Actinopteri; Istiophoriformes; Xiphiidae. Gene Ontology annotation, cellular component: plasma membrane; postsynaptic membrane. The record is from RefSeq and is a predicted model, not a curated record. The transcript is spliced from 16 exons.
UGAGCCGCCGCGCUGAAAUCCCGAGAUGGAGUUGCUGCUGAUCUGCCUUUCCCUGUGGAUAUUGCAAUGCAAUUCGGCCAGGGCGGACUCCAUCAUACAUAUCGGUGCCAUAUUCGAGGAAAACGCUGUGAGAGAUGACGAGAUUUUCCAACUUGCCAUCUCCGACCUGAGUCUGAACGACGACAUUCUGCAGAGCGAGAAAAUCACCCACUCUGUGAAACUUAUCGAGCCUAACAACCCUUUCCAGGCUGUGCAGGAAGCAUGUGAGUUGAUGAAUCAAGGGAUCCUCGCUCUGGUCACAUCCACGGGCUGUGCAGCCGCAAGUGCCCUGCAGUCUCUGACAGAUGCAAUGCACAUCCCCCAUCUCUUCAUCCAGAGAAACGGGGAUGGUUCACCCCGCACCGCCUGCCAGCUUAACCCAAGCCCAGACGGAGAGAGCUACACGUUGGCUGCCCGUCCACCUGUUCGAAUCAAUGACGUCCUGCUCACCCUCGUCUCCGAACUACACUGGCAGAAGUUCAUCAUCUUUUAUGAGAGCGACUAUGACAUCCGGGGUUUGCAAACCUUUAUGGACCAGGCUUCUCGGCUGGGUCUGGAUGUGUCCCUGCAGAGGGUGGACCGCAAUGUCAGCCGCGUCUUUACUGACCUCUUCAACACGAUGCGCACUGAGGAGCUCAACCGGUAUCGGGACACUUUACGGCGGGCUGUGCUGCUAAUGAGCCCUCGAGGUGCACAGGUGUUCAUCCACCAGGCUGUGGAAACCAACCUGGCAUCCAAGGACAGUCACUGGGUCUAUGCCAAUGAGGAGGUGAGUGAUGCAGACAUCAUGGAGCUGGUUCACAGCUCUCUGGGGAGGAUGACUAUCAUUCGUCAGAUCUUCCCCUUGUGGAGGGACACCAACGUUCGCUGUAUGAGGAAUAAUCAUCGCAUCUCCUCCCUGCUCUGUGACCCACAGGAAGGUUAUCUGCAGUCCCUGGAGGUGUCCAACCUCUACCUGUAUGACAGUGUUUUGAUGCUGGCCAACGCCUUCUACAGGAAACUGGAGGACAGGAAGUGGCACAGUAUGGCCAGCCUUAACUGCAUGAGGAAGUCCACCAAGCCAUGGAAUGGAGGGUGGUCCAUGCUGGACACCAUCCAAAAGGGACGGAUUAGUGGACUGACAGGACUGAUGGACUUUCGUGCUGAAGGCUCUAAUUCCCAUGUUCAGUUUGAGAUUCUUGGAACCAGUUACAGUGAGACAUUUGGGAAAGAUGUGAAACGGCUGGCAUCUUGGGACUCCAUUCGUGGUUUGAAUGGUAGUCUAAAGGAGAAUCGGAUAGAGAGUGGUAUGCAGGGAGUGACGCUCAAGAUUGUAACAUUACUGGAAGAACCUUUUGUGAUGGUGGCGGAAAACAUUUUGGGCCAACCCAAGAGGUACAAGGGUUUCUCGAUUGAUGUCCUCGAUGCCCUUGCUAAGAUCCUGGGCUUCAAGUAUGACAUCUACCAAGUUGGAGAUGGGAAGUACGGCUCAGCACUGCCUAAUGGAUCCUGGAAUGGCAUGAUUGGAGAACUCAUUGGCAAGCGAGCUGACUUGGCCAUAUCAGCCAUCACCAUCACCCCCGAACGCGAGAGUGUGGUGGAUUUCAGCAAGCGCUACCUGGACUAUUCAGUGGGAAUCCUGAUGCGCAAGUCGGAGGAGAAGAUCAACAUUUUUUCUUUACUGGCACCAUUUGACCUGGCAGUGUGGGCGUGCAUUGCCGCAGCCAUCCCUGUAGUAGGCAUCAUGAUCUUCCUGCUCAGGCGCAUCCAGGCAGUUCGCUGCCAGAGCAGCACAGGAGGUCAUCCACAACCUUCUGUCUCCACUUCACUUCAGAGCGCCAUCUGGAUUGUCUAUGGUGCUUUUGUGCAACAAGGUGGUGACUCCAUCCUGGGAUCGGUGGCUCUGCGUAUUGUCAUGGGCAGCUGGUGGCUCUUCACCCUCAUUGUGUGUUCAUCCUACACAGCAAACCUGGCUGCUUACCUCACCGUGUCACGCAUGGACAAUGCUGUCAGGUCAUUCCAGGACCUGUCCAGGCAGGUGGAUCUGGUUUAUGGGACAGUGAGGGAAUCGGCCGUGUACGAGUAUUUCCGAGUCAAAGGCACCAACCCUUUGGAGCAGGACAGCACAUUCGCGGAGCUCUGGAAGACCAUAAACAAGAAUAACGGCUUUAUGAACUCUGUCUCCAGCCCAUCAGAGGGAAUAAAGAAGGCAAAGCGAGAGUCAUAUGCCUUUGUGUGGGACAUGGCGGUGGUAGAGUACGCUGCUCUGACGGACGACGACUGCACGCUGACUGUAUCAGGAAACAGCAUGAGCACCAGAGGCUAUGGCAUGGCCCUGCAGCAUGGCAGUCCUUAUAGAGACCUCUUCUCUCAGAAGAUUUUGGAGCUUCAAGAAAAAGGUGAUCUCGACAUCCUGAAGCAAAAAUGGUGGCCGAAGAAAGGCCGCUGUGACCUGCAGAGCCAUGCCGACACCCAGCCAGAGGGACGCGCGCUGCGUCUCCACAGCUUUGCCGGCGUGUUCUGCAUCCUGGCUGCCGGGCUGCUGUUGGCCCUCCUGGUGGCUGCACUGGAGACCUGGUGGAAUAGCAACCACUGCCGGAGAGAGCAGCCCAAAGAGGACAAAGAGGUGAACCUGGAACAGGUCCACCAGCGUUUAAACAGCCUCCUGGACGAGGACUUGGCCCACAAGCAGCUGCCAGGCCAGUCUAUCGAGAUCUCUGCCCUGGACAUUGGCAGCAUGCAGCCCAGCCAGUCCCUGGAGGCCUUGUCUGCUCGGGACUACCAAGCCCAUCGAGGGCCGCGGCCACUCUCUGUGACCACCUUCCUCCAGGAGGGUCAUGGGGCAGGAAGGACACUGGGUGCAGCCACUGGCAGGACCUUGCCCUUGCCCCUCAGCAGUGCCACCAUGCCCUCUAUCCGCUGCAAACACAGGGCACCCAACGGGGGCCUCUUCCGGCAGAGCCCAGUCAAGACACCCAUGCCAAUGUCCUACCAACCAGUGCCAGGAGGACCCAUCCCAGAAGCCAGUGAGCCCAGCCACGGGACAUCCAUCUGAGCACGCUCAACAUUCACAGACACUCAAGCUCAAACAAAAUAGUGGAGAGCUAAACAGAGUGCUAACAGUGUGAAGAGAUAUAAAUAAACACUAAAAAAGGAUUUUUAUUACCAGUGAUGAAGAAUCAGUGGGACGACAAGAUAAUGAGACUUUAAAUGUACAUAUUUGUAAGUACAAAG